Molecule: messenger RNA, 3348 nt
Organism: Acipenser ruthenus (sterlet)
Lineage: Eukaryota; Metazoa; Chordata; Actinopteri; Acipenseriformes; Acipenseridae
Gene: tgs1
Product: trimethylguanosine synthase 1
Exons: 13
Coding region: 380-2968 (862 amino acids)
Biological process (GO): 7-methylguanosine RNA capping; 7-methylguanosine cap hypermethylation
Cellular component (GO): nucleus
Molecular function (GO): RNA cap trimethylguanosine synthase activity
Source: RefSeq, a predicted model, not a curated record
GUUACACUUACUAGAGAUUGCUUUCUAUCAUUUCCUCCUUCCGCAGAUCAUGUACACGUGAGAGAAACAACAUUCGCACAGAACAAUUUUCUGUAGGGAAGACACUGCUCGAGUAUAGGGAAACGCAUUGUAGAAAUAGUGGCAGAAUUACAGCACAGGAACGAAUACAUCUCAGUAUAGUUAGGAAACAAAAUAGGGGUAUGUUACGUAUAGCUCACCUAUUUAUAGAAACUCAUAGAAUGCUGUAAAAGGUAUAUAAGUAGCAAGCGAGGAAAGAAGAGCAAGAUAUUGUUAGUGCAAAAAUCAUAAUUACUACGGUAACACGGAUGCAAUUCAGUAGAUGAUUAGUUUAAUUUGAUAGGCAAAGCUGCACAGUAACAUGAUAAAUGAAAAACGGUGUGUGGUUGCUGAUAUUUUUCUCAGCAUCGGAGGACUGGAAGAAGAUAAAAUUCACUGCCUUUUCUCCAGGGCUUUUGUACAAGAUCGAGAACUUUAUCGUUCAGGACUGAAGCAGCUCUAUGUCAGCACCACAUUUAAUGGAUAUGAAGAAGGACCCAAAGACCAAGAUGGAGGGGAGGAGGAGGAACAGACUUGGUUAGCUGAAGACGGGACACCACAAGAAGGAAGCAGCAAUGAGGAGCUGGAUGAGGAGACAUUGCUGAUGGCCAGUAUGGGACUGCCAGUCCAGUUUGGGAGCAUGUCGGCUCGGAAACAGCGUGCUGUGCUAUCAGAAGGUCUUGGGAAGAAUACAAAAAACAAGUGGAAUGGUAGUCACAAAAAUGUUAGUGAUCCAGCCAUUACCCUAGAAGCUAAAACCUGGUCUGAAGUCCCAGGAGAGACUACAGACCAAGGCGAGCCCACACAAGGGGAUGUAACCCCUGUUAAUACUGGGGAACCUCAGGUCGCUCUUGACUGGGAAAGGUACUGGAGCCAGUAUGGUGAAGGACUUCUUUGGCAGAGCUGGUUGGAAAAGCAUCUUGAAUAUUCUGAGGGUCAGUUGGUGGCCCCCUGGGAUGACCCUGACUGUAAAGCUGAAUGGGAACAACAUGCGAAUGAAAUCUGUUGCCAUUACUGGGAGCAGUUUCAGUACUGGGCCACCCAGGGUUGGACAGUAGAUGAUUCCUGUAGCAGUCUCACAGAAGCAGGAGGCGAGAUAAAUGAAACACAGCAGACAGUCUGCUUGAAAGAAAGUGAAGGCUUAGGCUGGGAGCCUCCAUUCAGGGAUUUCAGCGACUCACGAAUGAAAGAGAAUCCAGAAGUGAGCGAGGAGUAUCUCGAAGAGGGUAUAAAUAUGAUUAGCCUUAAUUCAGAUGAACCAGAGCAGAAUAAAUCGGCAGUCAUUCUAAGCCACAAUACCUGCCAACGAACUAGUCCUGAUAAAAGUGAAUGCCAGGAGAUCUUUUGUUCGGACCGGAAUGAGCCUUGUGAUGGAGGUAAUCAAAAAAAACCUGCUUCAUCAGGUGGAAACUCCAGUGCCCCAACAGAUCCACAGCAAGUCCCUAGAAUGCUGAGUCGUAGAGCAGUGGUACAGGACAGUCAUGGGAAUGGAGAAAAGGAAGGUGAAGAUGAUGACCCUCCAGAACAGAAACAAGCCAAGAUCAAGCGCAGCCAUGAACUGGAUGCUGAGGAGAAUCCUGGUGUGACUUUGAAAGAAGCCUGUGAGGUACUGGGUCUGAAGUGCGGUGCAAAGCAAAAGUUUGGAAACAUUCCCAACUUUACAGAUUGGAAGGUGCAUUACCAUGAAAAGGGUGCUGAAUCGAAGUCAAAGCUCCUGGAUAUGCAUAGGCCUGUCAGAAACAAAAAUAAGCAUGUCUUUUUUACGGAAGAAGGUGAAAUCCUGACCCCCAAGAAAAGCAAAACGCUCAAUAAGGUACAGAGGUUCUUAAAACAAGCUGAGAAUGAAGCAGCAGUAGAUUUUUCUGAUUGCAUGGACUGCGAGUUGUCUGCAAGCAGCGAUUCAGAAGAAGAGGGCUGCUCUAAAAGAGAAACGCCUCUGCUGGUAGAGUUGAGACAUCAGGAAGGCCAUGCUAAUGUUCCUUUAGCCUGCCUGGAAAACAGCAGCAGCAGGAAAGGAGGACAUAGCCAGCAGCAGGUUUCGCAGAUCGGUGAAGAACCACAGCAAGACUUGGGCAUCCCCUGCCCCAUGGAAGACUCUGAAGGGAAUGAAACUCAACAAAAGCGGAUAUCCUUGGGUAUUCUAGACUGUCUUGUUUCUGAUGCCGUUGAAAAGAUCAAUGAAGACCUUGUGUUAAAUCAAGCUUCCAACUUAAAGAAGACCAAAAAGAAGAAGAAAAAAAAGAACACCACCUGCACCGUGCCCCCAGAGAUUGCAGCUGACCCUGAACUGGCCAAAUACUGGGCUCAACGAUACCGCCUCUUCUCCAGGUUUGACGAGGGAAUAAAGCUAGAUCACGAGGGCUGGUUUUCGGUCACUCCUGAGAAGAUAGCCAAGCACAUUGCUGUCCGUGUCCAGGAGAGCUUUCACUGUGAUGUCAUCAUCGAUGCUUUCUGUGGUGUUGGGGGCAAUUCUAUUCAGUUUGCUCUAGCAGGAAAAAAAGUGAUUGCUAUUGAUAUCGACCCUGUCCGAAUUGCUCUGGCUCAGAACAACGCUGAGGUUUACGGAGUGGCAGGACAGAUUGAGUUUAUCCAAGGUGACUUCAUGCUGCUGGCCUCUGAUCUGAAAGCUGACGUUGUGUUCCUGAGUCCUCCAUGGGGAGGCCCUGAUUAUCUCAGUGCUGAAGUCUUCAACAUUAAAACAAUGGUGUCUCCAGAUGGUUUUGAAAUUUUCAGGCUGUCCAAAAUGAUUACAGAGAAUGUUAUUUACUUCCUUCCACGGAAUGCUGAUUUCGACCAGAUUGCUUCGUUAGCAGGACCCGGGGGAAAAGUGGAAGUUGAACAGAAUUUUCUCAAUAAUAAGUUAAAAACUGUAACUGCUUACUUUGGCAGCUUGAUAAGAACAGACUCUUAAAUGCCUACAAAUCAAACUACAUAAAAAGAAGGUCAUAACAUUUGUGUCUUGGUUGAUGUUUUACACAGCAUAUUUCAUUUUUUCUCUAUAAAUAGUUAAUUACUUAAACAUCAGGUCGACCAUGUCCAGUAUGUGUAAAAAUGACCACAAAUGUAAUAUAUCAGUCAUACUUGUUUACAACAGUUCUUGUCGAGGCUGAAGAGAUAUCUUGGUUUUUUACAUUUGCGUGCAACAUUUUAUUACAUACAUGUUUAGUGUCCUGUCUGUGCGAGUUACAUGCACAUUGUGCUUUCUACUGAAUGUAAACAGACAUUUCUGUGGUAAUAAUAUUUAAAUAUUACCCUGUAUUAUGCUUAAUAAAAUUGUCUUUUUAUUCUGUG